This is a messenger RNA of Sesamum indicum (sesame), 2003 nucleotides long. Its product is annotated as oleuropein beta-glucosidase. Gene Ontology annotation, biological process: carbohydrate metabolic process. Gene Ontology annotation, molecular function: beta-glucosidase activity. Lineage: Eukaryota; Viridiplantae; Streptophyta; Magnoliopsida; Lamiales; Pedaliaceae. The record is from RefSeq and is a predicted model, not a curated record.
ACUCACUCAUCAUACUAAUAACCAAAAGCGCUCUUUUUUUCAAUUCUCAAUCAGCGCUUCUUACUGUUCCCUGAUCAAUGGACUCUCAAAACAGCUUAGCGCUGAUUAGCAGCAACGUCGACGUAGCGCUGGUUUCCGAUUAUCAGGUGGCAAGGUACAACGCCGCCAAGCUCACCCGCCGUGAUUUCGACAAGGAUUUCGUCUUUGGUUCCGCUACGUCUGCUUAUCAGGUUGAAGGUGCUUUUGCUGAAGGUGGUAAAGGCCCUAGCAACUGGGAUGCUUUUGCCCUUAGGAAACCUGGUAAAAUUGCGGAUGGUAGCAACGGAUGUGUCGCUAUAGAUCAAUAUCACUUGUAUAAGGAUGAUAUCCAGACAAUGAAGAAAGUCGGGCUCGAUGCAUACAGAUUCUCAAUUGCAUGGUCUAGAGUGUUACCUGGUGGAAGAUUGUCUGCUGGUAUAAACAAGGAAGGCCUCAAGUACUACAGCGAUCUUAUCGAUGCCCUCCUAGCUGAAGGGAUGGAGCCCUACGUCACUCUCUUUCACUGGGACGUUCCCCAGUGUUUGGAAGACGAGUAUGGUGGCUUCUUAACUAGCACUCUAAUUGUGAAAGAUUUUCUUGAAUUUGUGGAGUUGUGCUUCUGGGAAUUUGGCGAUAGGGUGAAAUACUGGAUCACGCUGAACGAGCCAUGGACCUUCACCAAUCAUGGCUACAUACAAGCGAUUUUUCCACCUAACCAUGGUUCGACUGUGCCGGAGCCUUCCGGAAUCCCCAUCUUCCAUCACAGAAGUAGUGGCAAAUCUAGGGAAGUUGCCUCCAAAGGGGAUCCCGGGACUGAACCAUAUAUCGUGGCACACAAUUUGAUUCUUGCUCAUGCUGCAGCUGUUGAUCUAUACCGAAAGCAGUUCCAAGUAUCUCAAGGAGGCAAGAUCGGAAUCACAAAUGUGUCCAAAUGGUUUGAAGCCCUUAACGACAAUCAGGAUGACAACGAUGCUGCUAAUAGAGCUGUCGACUUUAUGCUAGGAUGGUUUGUAGCACCUAUAGUAACGGGCGAUUAUCCACCAAUUAUGCGACAACUAGUAGCCGAUCGGCUACCUAAAUUUUCUCCAGAACAAAAGAAGUUGGUAAAAGGAUCCUAUGAUUUUCUGGGAAUUAACUAUUACACCACCAAUUAUGCUACCUACACACCCAACCCCAGUGGCACUAAACCAAGUUACUAUGCAGAUCAGCUGUCUACAUUCACAACUGAACGAGAUGGGAUGCCAAUUGGGCCAAAGGGUGGUUCAGACUGGAUGUACAUUGUUCCGAAUGGAAUUUACAAGCUCUUGGUUCAUAUAAAGAGGACAUAUCAUGACCCCCUCAUCUACAUCACGGAAAAUGGGGUUGAUGAAAUCAAUGAUAAGAGCAAGACGGUUUCAGAAGCUCGCAUCGAUGAUAUGAGGGUUAAGUAUCACCAGGACCAUCUCUACUACAUCAAAAAAGCCAUAGACAACGAUGGUGUAAACGUGAAGGCUUACUUCAUAUGGUCGCUGUUCGACAACUAUGAAUGGGCAGAAGGGUACACAGUUCGAUUUGGCAUAUUUUACAUAGACUUUGAGAACGGCCGCUUAACGCGAUACCCUAAGAGCUCCGCUAUAUGGUGGAAGAAUUUCCUCGCUACUCCCAUACUCCUUCGAGCUAGAAAGAGACAAGUCGAAGAAACUGAAGACGUCGUCGACGUGUCGGUGAAGAGGCUUAGGAGUGGCCAAGGUUAUAACUGAUGAUGAUCUUCAUAGUUGCAGGUAGCUGAAUGAAGGAUGUUUUGGUGGAACUAGUACUGAAUAAGCAGUAGUUUAGUUCCAGCCUUUGUGCUGUGAGUUCACAAAGAUCUGCAUUGUUCUGUACUCAAUAAAUGAGGUUAUUCCGAUCCAUAUUGGCUGUGUUUUGUGCAUAUGCAAAUGAAUUGCUGUUGGCUUCUCUCUUGGGGAUAAUUGUAGCGUCAUUUCCUAAGGUUCGGUAUAAUUACA